Molecule: messenger RNA, 826 nt
Organism: Prorocentrum cordatum
Lineage: Eukaryota; Dinophyceae; Prorocentrales; Prorocentraceae
Source: the annotation of a GenBank genome assembly
CAGUUCCCGCCGCCAGGGUCCAGCGCGCCUGCCUCGCCGCUCUCCGCGCCCCGCCCUCUCCGGCCUCCAGUGCCCGAGGUUCGAUGUCCGCCGCCGAAGGGCCCCUGCCUUCCGGCUGCCCCGCGCGCCUCGCCCGCUUCGCCCGAGACGUCGCGGGCCAGGGCCACGACAAGGCCGUCAUCGCGGUGGCGGCCCUCGGCGCCGGGGGGGUUCGUCUCCGGGAGCAAGGACGGGACGGCCCGAGUGUGGGAUGCGGCCACCGGCGCGGAGCUGUGCACCGCCAGGGGCCACGGCGGCUGGGUCGUCGACGUGGCGGCCCUCGGCGCCGGGGGGGAGCGCUUCGUCACCGGGAGCGGGGACGCGACGGCCCGAGCGUGGGAUGCGGCCACCGGCGCGGAGCUGUGCACCGCCAGGGGCCACGGCGGCUGGGUCGUCGCGGUGGCGGCCCUCGGCGCCGGGGGGGAGCGCUUCGUCACCGGGAGCGAGGACGGCACGGCCCGAGUUGUGGCAUGCGGCCACGGGGGUGCUGGUUAUGAACGUCUCCAAGCGCGGCGCUCUGGAUUUGUUUGGGUGGAUGCCCAUCGUCGAGGCUGCAGGUGGCCUCUCGCAAGCGGUCGCGCUGGCUUUUGACGAUGCCAUCAAGUGGAAUCGCGAGGCCAUCGCCCCGAUCGCCGCUCCCCUUCAAGUAAGCCUGCUUAAUUCUUGGAUUUCACCCUUCCUAGUGUUUCACCAGAGUUUCAAUUUUAUUGCAAGGCGUGCUGCGCCGUGUCAGCAGCUUUUGCGUAUGUUGGUUCGGCGUACUAUCGUAAAUUCGCGUUCGCAGUAA